Molecule: messenger RNA, 792 nt
Organism: Boeremia exigua
Lineage: Eukaryota; Fungi; Ascomycota; Dothideomycetes; Pleosporales; Didymellaceae
Exons: 2
Source: RefSeq, a predicted model, not a curated record
AUGACCCACGCAGCCUCUGCUGACGAUCUUCGCGUUUCAACGCUCUACGACUUCUCCAACCAUGUCGCAUUGGUGAGCGGAGGGGCGACAGGUCUAGGCGAGAUGGCCGCUCAAGCCUUCGUUCAGAAUGGUGCGACCGUAUUCAUCGCUUCUCGUAAGGAGAAAGAGCUUAAAGCCACUACCGACCGACUGAAUGCCUUGGGCCCCGGGAAAUGCAGCUACAUCGUCGGUGAUUUGAAGGAUAAGGCUGGCUGUCUGGCAGUCUGCAACGAGCUGAAGAAGCGCACCGAUAGACUGACGGUCCUGGUCAACAACACGGGAGCGAGCUGGGGCGACGAUUACUACAACUACCCCGAGCACGCAUGGGAUAAGCUGUAUGAUCUGAAUGUCAAGAGCAUAUUCUACAUGACUGUGGAACUGGAGCCGCUGCUACGUAAGGGUGCGAACGCUGAUAGUCCUGGACGAGUUAUCAACAUUGCGAGUAUGGCGGGUAUCCAGACUCUAGACGUUACAACAGGCGCAGCUGGUGGCCUUUCUAAGCCCGGACACGGCACCUUUAGCUACGGACCUGCUAAAGCAGCAGCUAUUCACCUCACCAAAAUGACCGCGUCCAAGCUCGCACCCAAGAACAUCAUGGUCAAUGUCAUUUGCCCUGGAGUGUUCCCCAGUCGUAUGACGAACUUUGGUCUCGAGAAGUUCGGCAAGACCCUCACUGCAGGACAACCCACAGGCCGCAUUGGCAAGCCUAGUGACUUCGGAGGUUUGGUCUUAUUCUUGAGCUCAAGGGCAAGU